Messenger RNA from Trichobilharzia szidati, 648 nucleotides. The record is from the annotation of a GenBank genome assembly. NCBI's taxonomy places the organism in Eukaryota, Metazoa, Platyhelminthes, Trematoda, Strigeidida, Schistosomatidae.
AUGAAUUAUUUUACCGUGUUCAGUUUCGCUUUGACUUAUAUUAUUACACAAGGAUUGGCCAGUAGUCUUCCAGAAGAAUAUGAAGCUCAAGUGAAGAAUUAUCCAGAUAUAAUACAAUCCAAGGAACAAUGUUUACCACAACAAGGAAAUUAUGAAUAUUCUAGUACACUUGUAUGCGAUCCAGCUGGUUUAUUGUCUGUCUCACAAAUCAAUAUGUUAAAUGCCAAGCUACAUCACAUCAAAACAUCAGUGAAUUUCGAUAAACCCAGCUGUGAUGUAAAUAACCCACGACCUGUAAUAGGCGUAGCAAUAGUUAAAAAGGUAGAAGUUGAUAAUAUGGAUAAAGACAGGCUGUUGAGUUAUGCUGCAAUAUUCUCCUACUACCUAUUUAAUAAAUGGAACCUACCGUCUCACUGUCAUUCAGAAUCUGGUAAAAUAAUUAUAUUAUACUCAAAAGAUGAUGGAGUGUUGUAUACCAUUGCUGGAAACCUACUUCGACGCAAACUUACAACUAAACAGAUAAUCAAUAUUGCUAUACAGUCACGAGUACAAUUUUCAACCAGUAUAAGUGAUGGUAUCGCUUACAUUAUAGAAAAGUACAGGGAAGCAGUGGAAUCGAGAUCGAAGGACCUAUUCGACAAAGUCUAA